CACCACCCUCGUAAGGUCUCUCUCUAUACAGAACCUCAACUAUUUAUUUGGUCUUUGGCAUUCAGUGUGUGUAGCAAUGGCCGGAAAGAAGAAAAAGAAGUUGGCGAAUCGCCUCGCGAAGAUGUCGGAUGACGAUCGCGCUAGGUAUAUGCAGCAUCGUGCCGAUGCUGAGGAAGAGACUCGCAGGCGAAAGGAGCAGUUGAUAUCCACUUUUCUGAAGAUUAAAUUGGAUAAGGAGGACGGCUUUGCGCGUUUGAAUUCGGCCAAACUGAACCAGAAUUGGCACCAGACUUUGCGCAAGCAAAAAUGCAGGUCGAUGAAAGACGAAGUGCAGAAAAUGAAGGAAGUUUUUGAAAGGGUUUUUGAGCUGAAGAACAGAACUAUAGAGAACCUGGUGCAAGAAUUAGAGGCGGCAGAUGAACAAUAUCUGAAUAACUUCCAGUCACAUUUAACUCAUAUCAAUAAUAUAAUUGAAUUUAGUAACGCAUGUGUGGAUGAGCUGCACGAGUCGUACGAGGAAGAUCGCAGGAGCUUAUUAAAAGCAGCUGCGAGUGAGCGAAAAGAUUUACAGGAGAACAGCAUCGACGGAUUGAUAUUCCUUAAGACAAUUUUGCAUCAGCAGGAGGCAAUCGGCAAAAUGCAAUUGAAGGAUAAUCGCGAGUACUAUUUGCAGAGAAGCGAGGAUGUGGCAAGGAAGCAUAGAGAAGAAUUCGAGGCUAUGAGACGAUCGAGGGAGGCAAUAAUCGUGGAUCUGUGGAGAAAUGUUUCCAGCUUCGUAAGGAAUUACGUGGAGGGCACUGAUUCAAAGCGGUCACAUCUUGCAGAACUGAGAGCUUUAGACACAGAGAGCUCCUUAGAAAUCGCUUCAAAUGAAGAAUCGAUUCGUCGUAAAGAAUCAGAAAUAGAAAAGUUACAGUUACAAGCCGCGGAUCUACGAAUUGAACGCGAGGCCGAGUUAAAGCGUCUAAAGGAGAGUGUGCAAAAAUAUAAUACAAUAUUUUUACAAGCAAAAAUCGCGCUUCAACGAGAUUUGGAUUUAGAUGAGAAACAACUUAUAUUCUUGACUGACAAAUCCAAUGAGUCUAUCAAGUUUCUGCAGAAGCUGAAUGAGAAAGGCGAAAAACUCGUGACUAUCAUAAACGUUUGCAGGAAAUUGGAGACGGAUAACGAAGAUGUUUUUAGAUUCAUAGAUUUCCCUUCGACAGCUUCCUCUAUUUCAGAUUUAAGUUCAAUCGUAAAUUCAACGCCUUCCACAGAUAGUUCCAAUGUCGAAACAGCUCUAGCUGGAUUCAAUAAAUCAGAGUCGAGCAAUUUACGGGUAAUCAGCAUUAAGGAGGAGAAGCCUCGUUGCAGAAGACCUGAUUUCCAGAAAAUCUUCCGUCCGAAAACAGGCAGAAACAACUUUUUCCCCGAAAUCAGGAAGGGUGUCCAAACGAAAAACGAAAACUCGAUUCCCGCAAGCAGACGAAGUUCGAUUGCAACGGAUGCCGAAGAGUUCUUAGGGAAAUUCUUUCCGAAAUUGGAUGACCUACAGCGUAUUUGGUUAGUAUACAACAGGGUGUACAAGAACCUGUUGGAAAUGCGCGAAGAGCGUGCAGCUAUGUCCAAGGAGAACGAGGCGAUGAAGUGCAAGAUUCGCGAAGUACUGGAGGCGGCGGCGAUGGAUAAGAAUUUUGGCAAAACCGUAACGCGAAGAAGGUUUGUCCACUCCGCUCCGAUCUGCAUAAAAUAAAUUAAUGAGGAAUACCACUCGCAAUUCCGUACAUAUUUAGGCGCGUCAAUGCCAAUAAGUCUGGAGAUAAUUAUAUUUGAGGACAAAAAUAAUUAUAGGAUCCAAAGUGCGUGUUAUG
Nicrophorus vespilloides is the source of this 1850-nucleotide messenger RNA. RefSeq names its product coiled-coil domain-containing protein 65. Bases 77 to 1732 code for a protein of 551 amino acids. Gene Ontology annotation, biological process: axonemal dynein complex assembly; regulation of cilium movement; cilium-dependent cell motility. The record is from RefSeq and is a predicted model, not a curated record. Gene Ontology annotation, cellular component: axonemal dynein complex; axoneme. NCBI's taxonomy places the organism in Eukaryota, Metazoa, Arthropoda, Insecta, Coleoptera, Silphidae. The transcript is spliced from 5 exons.